AGAUUAAGAUAUCUAGGAUCAAUGUAAGGAUGACUAGAUUGUAAAACAAUGCAUUCUCAUCCAAUUUAUUUAAUUUUGUCAGGAAAAAACGUUUGAUAGCAUGACACAAAAAGAUGAGUGGUUUGUUAUCUUUGAUGCCAUACCGAGAAAUACGACCGCAUAAUUUUAUGUACUUGUACUAUUGUUGUAUCGCUAUCUUCAUGGAUAAUAAUGAUAAAACGUAAAGUGAUUAGAAACAGGUGGAUUAUUCAAAAAGGUAUUCGAGUUUCUAUUCUGAAAAUGUGUUGGUUGUUAACAGUUCGAAUAAUCUUGCAGCUGAUGUCCUACGCUCGUUUGAUUUCGGCUAGAGUGAUCGCCGGAGGACCGCUAUCACCUCGAUUUUCGUACGAAAAUAAAAUCCAUAAACGGUAUGCAUACGCGGUAAAAAUACGAAGAAAUGUGACGGGUGACUUUAUUUACUUUACGUCGCGUUCGUUUAACUACCUCGUAAGGAUCACAUUCUUUAUCUGCUUAUCGAUUUAAGCCUCCGACUUUAUAGAUUACCAACAUCUUUAUUAAUGCUUAAUUUCCUGGCAAACUGUGUGCAAGGAUUAAAUAGAUAUUAAAGAUGAACGUGGUGAACAAAACGGAUUUACGAAAUAAAAGAUAAAGGUCGAUGCAUCAGAGGAAACUUAUCUGCGUCCUCCAAGAAACCGUGUAUCUGAUCCCUUAUUUUUUCCGCUUCUAAUACCUUGUAUUAGAUUCCCUUCAUUACAGAUAACACGGAGUACAAAGUAUCGAAAAUUAGUACGUAGCAGAUCGCGUUAUCGUUCCUUCUCCUCCUCCUGCUCCUCCUCCUCCUCCUGCUUCUCUUAUGACCCCCUCUACCUUUUAUUUAUCGGUUAUGCCUUGUCCAUAUCAACUUUUACCAGUUCGCGUGGCCUUUUAUCCACAAUUCCUUUCCCUUUUCGCGUUUAUUGAGGAGCACGUGUUCCACCAGUAUAAAACGAAUUCGCGCGGAGAGGAUCGAUUCAGUUACUCUCAACAUGCGGCCAAGAUACAUGCAAACUCUUGAUCUAUAGAUUCUUGUGAGUUUCGCGGCACAUUUUCUUUUUCCCCUUCGCUAACAUACAGUUGAAAAGUGUUCCGUUUACUCGAAUGAGAACUGUGCAAGCUGUUCUUUUUCUCUUCACCUUCUACUUCCGGUCGUUCUAAUACGUCUACUUCGGUUCGCGACGGCCGAUCGUGAAGGAACGUGAACAACGUCGCCGCUAUGUUGUCCCUUUGGAGAACAUGUUGUGGAAGAGUACCGCAACGAUGGAUAUUCGCGAUAAUGGGAUUUCUGGCGCUCUUCAACGCCUACGCGAUGAGAGUCUGCCUUUCGAUCACGAUCACCGAGAUGGUCAUCCCGCAUGCGGAACCUGCGGAACACGAUGACCAUACUUGCGACGACAUGGAACAACAUCAAAGCAAUUCCACCGUAACGCAUCCGUCGCAGCGAUACGACUGGGACCAAAUGACGCAGGGUUUGAUCUUGUCAUCCUUCUACUGGGGCUACGUGAUCACGCAUCUGCCCGGAGGAAUGCUGUCAGAGCGAUUCGGAGGAAAAUAUUCGUUAGGUCUGGGAAUCCUGGCGACCGCCUUCUUCACAUUAAUCACACCAGUCGUGGUGGAACACGGGGACUCAACGGGUCUGAUCAUCGUACGAGUCUUAAUGGGUCUCUGCGAAGGCACUACUUUCCCAGCUUUGAACGCGCUGUUGGCUCAAUGGACUCCUCCGGAGGAGAGAUCCGUGAUCGGCUCGUUGGUAUUCGCGGGCGCUCAGCUGGGCACCGUGUUCGCCAACUCGUUGUCCGGUAUCAUCAUUCACUACUUCAACUGGCCAGCCGUGUUCUAUGUGUUCGGUAUUGUUGGAGUAAUCUGGUUCCUCAUAUGGGUGGUCACUUGCUACAACAGCCCCGACAGCCAUCCGUUUAUUUCCCAGAGGGAGAUCGACUUCCUGCAUGAAAGGAUGCAGGCGCAUACGCAUAAGAAACCGCCUCCGGUACCGUGGAGGCAUUUGCUGAAAUCGGUGCCGCUGUGGGCACUGAUAGCUGCGCAGGUUGGGCACGAUUGGGGCUUCUUCACUUUGGUCACUGAUUUACCCAAGUACAUGAGUAAUGUACUCAAGUACCCCAUCAAGAACAAUGGGCUGCUAUCCGCUUUGCCGUAUUUGACCAUGUGGAUUUGUAGUAUUAUUACCUCCUAUUUGGCGGACUGGAUGAUCAGGACUGGGGUCAUGUCGCGAACCAACGUGCGCAAACUGGGAACGACCAUUGCGUCCGUUGGACCUGGAGCGUUUAUUAUCGGAGCCUCUUACGCGGAAUGCGAUAGGACGGUUGUGGUAGUGAUGUUCACUAUUGGUACCACGCUAAUGGGCACCUUUUAUCCGGGAAUGAAGGUUAACGCUUUGGAUCUCAGCCCUAAUUACUCUGGAACGUUGAUGGCGCUCGUUAACGGAAUAGGCGCCUUCACUGGUAUCAUCACGCCGUACCUCGUCGGUGUAUUGGCACCGAACGAGUCUCUCCUCGAGUGGAGACUGGUGUUUUGGAUCGUAUUCGUCGUGUUCGUAGUGACUAAUUUGGUAUUUGUGCUUUAUGCGAGCGGGGAGGUUCAGUAUUGGAACAAUCCGGACUUCGUCAGGCAGGAAAGAAUGGAAAAGCGGUCGAAAGCGGAGAAAGAGAAGGGGGAAAACAUGGAGAAAACUAUGCCGUGAACAGUUGAAGUCUGAUCGUAACACGAAUCAGUUUUCUUCGGUCAUUCAUCCACAUCUAUUAUAUUUGCAUUCAGAUCAUUUUAUCGGAAGUAUGAUUCGAAUGGCUUGUUCAAUUGAAACGGAACAAGUGGCUCUCCUACGUUUGACUCGUCCAUUUUUAUAUAGGAGCUAAUAACUUUAUGUUUUAUGUAAACUUAUUCUCCGAACGGCUAAUUUAUCGAAGGUUAAACGCUCUCCUUUUUACCAUCUAGUCCGAAUUCUCGUCGCGUUCUCCAAAAACGAGGAUCUCUAUACGGCGAGUAAGAAACUAGCUUUGUCGGAAAAACACGCUGCAGAGCGAGAAUGAAACGCACCCUACAUUGACGUUACAUCGACGUGUUCUCGCGAACGAAUUUCAAUGUACCUGAAAAUAUUCUUACGUUUACGUUACAUUGUCCGUCUAUUAGAUCCAUACAGUCAGAACUGAUAUAUAUGCUUACAUCCAUUUUUUUUCUUGUUUUUCCGAAUAUAACGGAUGCUUUCGUUUGUAAGCGUAUGUAUCGGUUUAUGAACCGUGUAAUUUGCGUGUAAAAGUUGUGAGCGAUUCUUUCUAGUUAGGAUUCUAAUGGUACAAUUACUGCGUACAAUUACUGCGAUUGUACAAAUUACGUAUAAAAGAUAAAUUUAUCUAUUUCUGUUUAAAUCGUACAAUGUAUCGUAUUAUAAAUAUGCCUCGUUUCAUCGAGCAUACACGUUGAUCGAAUUUCCAUUAAAUAUAUUUGUUCUAUUAUUA
Messenger RNA from Megachile rotundata (alfalfa leafcutting bee), 3506 nucleotides. RefSeq names its product putative inorganic phosphate cotransporter. NCBI's taxonomy places the organism in Eukaryota, Metazoa, Arthropoda, Insecta, Hymenoptera, Megachilidae. Gene Ontology annotation, biological process: transmembrane transport; monoatomic anion transport. Gene Ontology annotation, molecular function: transmembrane transporter activity. Gene Ontology annotation, cellular component: membrane. The record is from RefSeq and is a predicted model, not a curated record.